GUUUUCCCUAUCUGGGGCAGAAGGCACCCCACCCUCUGGGCCUUAUUGGUCCCAGAUGUCUCUUGGUCCCCCUGCUGUCCACUACCUCUCGCUUAACCAACGUAACUUUGACUCUCGCCACUUCACCUGGGGCUUCACUCACUGGGCCUUACUUUACUAGGAGAGACCAGAUCCACCAAAGGUUCAGUCCCAAUCGUGCACUCAAAGACGAAGGUGCCUUUUGUGUCUCUCCUACAACCCUCCCUCCCCCCACCACCUACCCAUCGAAAAUAGGAGAGGAAAAAAAAUACCUUCUUCCACAUUGCUCGAGAAGACUUUUCUAUAUAUUCUACGGUACAUCGGCCGGACCCCCUUAGAACCGCUUUUUGCGUUCGCGUUCACCAACUAUCGCGCCUCCUUCGCAUAAAGUUUCUUUCGGACGAAUUUCACCUUCAGUUCAUGACGAUCGCUCGUACGGUUCACUUUCGAUUUUUGACUUUUUUUUUUUCAAUAAUAAUUUCGAUGUGCAGACAAGCGAACCAGCCUGACAGUUUGUUACGAGCUCGUGUACUCGGUUGCUAAAUCGUCGAAUUUUGGAAAAAAAAAAUUUUUAAUUGGCUAAAUCGGAAAUCGCAACUUUUUUUUUCAAUUGACGAUAAAGAAUAAUACCAGGGACGGAAAUUGUGAUACGAAAAUGGGGCUACUCGGGCUCUUACCCCUUUUGGGGUUGCUGACGCUUGGAAUUGCUGCGAAAUGUCCCAAACAAAAGACUUCACCUGGACGCGAGAUCCUUUGCUACACGUCGACCACUGAUAUUGAUCUGCUCAGCGAGACCAUAUGCAGAUGCACCACACUGGUCCAGCAGGGUCACAAUCUUCAUAAUCUAUCUUCAACUGGAAUCAAAGAUUUCCGGAAGUCCUUGAAGGAAGUCAAUCCAGUACUUCAGCUUGUCGUUUCCCUUAACGAUCCUCGUGGUUCGCUCAAGACUUCCGGUAAGGGACGACAAGAAUCCGUAGCGAGAUUCGCGAGGAUCCUGAAUGAGGUCGACGGUAUCGAAUUGGACAUGACAGCAGGAUCCAAAGAACGUCUGACCGACUUCGUGAAGGGACUCAAGGACGAGAUGAUCAGGAAGAAGAACGAGAAGCGAAUUUUACUUGCAUUACCAACCAAACCCGAGAACCUAGCAAAGCAAUACGACGUAAAGUCAUUAUCAAAAUACGUCGACCUGUUCACUCUCUCCAGUCACUAUCUGGUGGAUGAUGAAGAGUCAUUCAGCACCUUUCACCCAUCCCGAUUAAUGGGUCUUUUUGAUAUGCUGAAUACCGAUAGUCUGGUGGACCUGAUAAGUGGUCUAGGUGCGCCAAAGAAAAAGAUCCUGGUGUCGUUACCAGCAGCUGCCUAUAAAUUUACCUUAAAAGACAAAAAAGAGAACACACCCAGAUCAGCGACCACCGAGGAGGCUCCUGCUGUUUUGAGUCGAAAGGAACUUUGCGAAUUGAUGAGCGAGGGUGAAUGGACUGUAGAGAGAGACGAGGAUCUCACUGCCCCUUAUGCAUUCAAGGACGACACGUGGAUCGCGUUCGAGGAUAAAAUUUCUGCUGGUAUUAAAGGAAAGUAUGCCUUACUUCGUGAACUUGCUGGUCUUGGAAUUCAUGAUGUUGAACAUGACUUGAAAAGUCAUUGUGGAAAACCUCUCACUCACGAAGUUUAUCAUUCGUUUACUGAUAUGAAGAGGAAAACUAGAGCAGCUGUGUUAUCUUCUUUGGAAAAUGAUCUUCACCAUGCUCAGAUGCCGUACACGUCCCACGUGAAGUCAUCGGGAUUCAGGAUUGUUCGUGUGGUUGAUACGGAAGGACAUAUUCACGCCAUUCGCGAAAAUACGCAAACGGAAUUUUCGUGCACCAGACAAGGAUAUUUUGUGCAUCCAAAAAGUUGCAAUCGGUUUUAUCGUUGCGUCAAGUUCAAUCAAGGGAUUGACGAUUAUUCUGUUUUUGAAUUUGAUUGUCCCGCUGGGUUGGCUUUUGACGAGCGUACUGAAGUUUGCGUCUGGCCGGGAUCUCUUUCUGAGGGAUCACCUUGUCCAGGAAGUAGUGAAAUUGCACCGGUUCCUCAAGCGAAAUUCCAGUGUCCUGCUCAGCCUGGAUACUAUGCCGAUCGACAAAAUUGCAGAUGGUUCUUUGCCUGUUUCGAUCUUGGUGGACCUGAAUUGACUGCUUAUGAAUUCCGUUGUCCAUUUGGAUUGGUGUUUGAUGAAGAGAAAUUGAUCUGCGAAUGGCCUUGGCUUGUUCCUGGUUGCGGUGUUUCUGGAUACUCCAGAACUGAAUAUGGUGGAUCUGGUGCUGGAUAUGCAGGCGGUUCCGGAUAUUCUGGUGCCGGUGGUGCUGGAUCUGGUAUAGGAUAUGGAGGAAUUGGCGAAGGAAAUGGGGCUGGUGCUGGUGCAGGUCCAGGAUAUUCGGGUGGCGCAGGAUCGGGACACUCUGGAGCCGGAACAGGAUAUGCCGGCGGUGCUGGUGCAGGAUAUGGAGGUGCUGAUGGUUCAGCACAUUCUGGAGCGGGGCCAGGAAGUGGAUAUUCAGGAGCUGGUGAUGCCGGACACUCCGGAGCAGGAGCUGGAAUUGGAUAUUCCGGAAUUGGUGGUUCAGGACAUUCUGGAGCUGGAUCUGGUUCUGGCUAUUCUGGAGCAGGAAUAGGAUAUUCAGGAAUUGGUGGCGCAGGACACUCUGGAGCAGGAUCUGGUAUAGGAUAUGCAGGAGGCGCUGGUUCAGGAAAUUCUGGAGCUGGAUCUGGUUCUGGUUAUUCUGGAGCAGGAGGUGCAAGUCAUUCUGGCGCAGGAGCAGGAAUAGGAUAUUCAGGAAUUAGUGGCGCAGGACACUCUGGAGCAGGAUCUGGUAUAGGAUAUGGAGGAGGCGCUGGUUCAGGAAAUUCUGGAGCUGGAUCUGGUUCUGGUUAUUCUGGAGCAGGAGGUGCAAGUCAUUCUGGAGCAGGAGCAGGAAUAGGAUAUUCAGGAAUUGGUGGCGCAGGACACGCUGGAGCAGGAUCUGGUAUAGGAUAUGCAGGAAGCGCUGGUUCAGGAAAUUCUGGAGCUGGAUCUGGUUCUGGUUAUUCUGGAGCAGGAGGUGCAAGUCAUUCUGGAGCAGGAGCAGGAAUAGGAUAUUCAGGAAUUGGUGGCGCAGGACACGCUGGAGCAGGAUCUGGUAUAGGAUAUGCAGGAAGCGCUGGUUCAGGAAAUUCUGGAGCUGGAUCUGGUUCUGGUUAUUCUGGAGCAGGAGGUGCAAGUCAUUCGGGAGUAGGAGCAGGAGUAGGAUAUUCAGGAAUUGGUGGCGCUGGACACUCUGGAGCAGGAUCUGAUAUAGGAUACGCAGGAGUUGGAUCUGGUUCAGGCUAUACUGAAGCAGUAGGUGCAGGUCAUUCUGGGACAGGAGCAGGAAUAGGAUAUUCAGGAAUUGAUGGCGCAGGACAUUCUGGAGCUGGAACCGGUUCAGGUUCAGGAUAUACAACAAGCGCUGGCUCUGGACAUUUUGGAUCAGGAGGACAAGGAGGAUAUACUGAAUUGGCUGGAGCAGGUCAUUCUGGAACGUCUGGAAAUGUCUAUCCCGGUAGCUCUGGCUUUUCUACGGGAGCAGGAUAUGAAGGAGCCGGUGCAGGGCACUCUACAGGAGGAGGAUAUUCGGGAUCUACUGGUGCAGGACACUCCACCGGUGCAGGAUAUACUGGAUCCGGAUUCGAAGGACAUUCUACUGGUUCAGGAAAUAUCGGAGGAGCAGGAUAUUCCGGAUCGAAUAGUGCCGGAAACUCUGCAGGUGUAGGAUAUUCAAGCACUACCGGUGCAGGACAUACCAUAGGUGCUGGAUACUCAGGAGCAACUGGUGCCGAUAGUUCCGGUUCAACAUAUUCAGGUUCCUCAGGUGCAGGAUACACUGGAGCAUCCGGUGUAGGAUAUUCCGGAUCUGCAGGCACAGGAUACAGUGGUGCCACAGGUUCAGGAUAUACAGGCGCAACUGGAUCCGGAUACGAUGGAUCAUCAGGAUCAGGAUACGCUGGAUCGACUGGCUAUGACGGAUCCGGCCUUAGCACAGUCUACGACGGUUCCCAUGGAAUCGGUUCCACUGGAAUCCUAGCAGGACACGGAGGAGAAUCGACUGGUUACAGUGGUUCCACAGGAACCGGCGCAACCAGAGGACACGGCGUGAUUUCCACAAGUACCACAACUUACCACGGCAACACAGGAUCUCAUGGUUCAUCUCCUGGUAGAGGAUCUUUCGGAGGAUCUACAGUUUAUCAUGGUAACACUGGAUCCGAUGGUGGCUACGUUCUUGGAGGAUCAACAGGAGCUCACGGUGCCAUUACCAGCGACAACGCAGGAGGAUAUGUAGUGGAUGACGGAUCUUCUCAUGGGGUUAAAUUGUCAACCGGAAAGACUAGCACUUUCUACGGAAAUACAGGAUCCCAAGGACCUUAUCUUGUAGGAGGAACCACUAGUGGUGUACGAUAUCCUGCAGGAGGUACUACCUACUAUGGCAACGCUGGGUCACCUGGAACUUACGUCAUUGGAGCAGGAUCAUCGGACCACUCUAGUCUCUUCGGAAAGGGAGUGACCCCUGUGGGAACUACAACUUAUUAUGGCAACGCUGGUUCCGGUGGUUACACUGGUACCAUCGUCACUGGUGACAAUAUCCAUGGAGCGAUUGCUACCGAUGCUUCCAAUUCAGGAACUCUUUUGACUCAUGGAGAUGUUGCUGGCACGAUCCUGGGAGGAUCUCAGAAACAGGGAACCAUCAUUGCUGGAUCAGUGACUCCGGGUUACGUUGAGACCAGUUCCGGUACACCUGGAUACGUCAUCAGCGGUGGAGUCAAGGAAACUUAUAUUGGAUCCUCAUCUCCUGGAACAAUCGUUCAUGGAACCACUGCUCCUGGUGUCCUUAUCACAGGAACAUCUGCUCCAGGAACUAUCAUCAAGGGCGACUCAUCUCACGGAGUUCUUCUAACCGGACAAACUGCACCUGGAGUUAUCUUGGGUGGUACAGUGCAGCCUGGUGUUGUUAUCGGAGACUCUACAGGAAGCCAUUAUACCGGAAGUAGUACUUAUCAAGGAAACACUGGAUCCUCCGGAACUGGAUCCAUUUACACGGGAGCUGGUACCACCACGUAUCAUGGAAACAGAGGAUCGGGAUAUACCGGAAGUAGCACUACAACUUAUCAUGGAAAGACUGGAACUUCUGGUAAUGGUAAUCUGUUCAGUGGUAGCACCAAAGGUGGAAGUCAGUUCACUGACACCGGUUACAAGACCAAUGAGUACCAUGAUAACGGCGGACGUGGUACUAUCAGAUUAAAUAAUGGCUACAUCACUAGUAAAUAUUCGGAAACUGAUCUUCCGGAUUAUAGACCAGCUUAUGGAUCACUUCCAGAUUCUGUGGUUUCGGGCGGUAGAGUAGACGGAAGUGGAGGAGUCAUUCUGGGUACUACAUUGGCAGGAGUUAAUGGGUACGGUACCAAACUUAAGACUGGUGGUUCUUAUACUCAAGGAGGUUUCACUAAGACCGGAAGUACGAAAACUGGUAUUACCACCGCCCAACUAGGUGGCAGUGCCAGUUACGUAGCAGCUACCGGAAGACCACGUCCUAGACCAAAUCUUGAGAAUAUCGGAGCCAAGGCCUUUGAAGGCAAUACAGGUUAUAGCGGAUCAACUGUUGCUACUGACGUCAACAAUUUGGCAUACGUCACUUCAACUGUUACACCGGAAGUCUAUGUCUCAUCAACACCCGGAAUUGACGUAAGUCAUAUUGACGCAUCUAGGAUCACAUUGGGAACGACCAAAUCUGGAGCAUCAUCAGGAUACUCAUAUGCAAAACCAACUGUACAAUUCAACAGCAGAAGACCAAUUGGUUCCACGGUUUCUCCAAUUUCCUCGACCUAUGCAGAAAUUCCUGUAGCUGUUACGACACCAGCGCCCCAGCUGAAUAUUGAGGUUUACAAUACUCCUUCAGUUGUCACAUCCGCACCAAUCACAGCUGCACCAGCAGUUGUCAAUACGUACAGUUAUAGAAAACCAACUAACGUACAAUAUCAAGAGACUCUUUAUCAAGCUGCCAAAGUUCCAACUGGUCCAACAGUUUCCUCUGUCAGUUUUGGCAGCAGACCGUCGAACAUUAGGAAAUAUCCAACACCAACUGUGAUACCAGUGGGAUACACAACUGGUCCCUUGGAGAACUUCAAGAGUACAAUCUACCAAGCUGCCAAAGUACCGACUGUCAUUUCGACUGUACAACCAGUUGUUGACAACGGAUACAAAACAAUUGUGUCACCCACAGUACUUCCAGUCAAAAAUGUUGUCAACACUGGUAAAUUCACGUACAAAGAUAGCAGAUUCCAAACUGGUACAUUGCCAACUGUUCACCCUGAAGUUGAAGUCGAUCUGUCAUACCAGCAACAAGGCUAUACGGGCGAUAAGGAAUACAUUGCCGUAACAACAGCCGCACCAGCUGUCAGCACCGGAUACGUUUACAACAGACCCAGAAGACCAUUGCUGACAAAAAUACCAGUUAGCACAUCCGCACCAGUUACAGUGACGUACGAGCAGCCAUCAGUAACCUCACAGCAACAGGUACACUACGUUCCAGUAAGCACUGUCGCUCCAGCAAUCGGUGUCACUUACAGAAAACCAUUCCAGCCAAUUGGUAUUUCUUACAAACAACCAACUGUUCAAGUUUCGUCAACUGUAAAACCGGCAACGGUUUCCCAAGGUUACAGCUAUUCAAGACCAUCUGUCCAAUUUGUUAGCACAACUCCAGCUUCCUAUACAGUAUCACAAAAUGUACAACCAAUUGGUACAGUAUCAGAAAUCGCUGGUGGAUCUCCGGCUAAUCUUGAAAUUCCAAGAAACGAGGUCCACAAACUGGUUACCAAUUACGAGGCACGUGGAAACGUGAAGUACACUCCAAACGUCUACGACAUCUAUACCGGCGAUGCUGGUCCCAAGUACGUAACAUCUGGACCAGUUUCCAGCACGCCAUCUUAUUCCAGCGAAGAAUACAAUGGGCAGUACGUAUCCAGUACAGUGAUACCAUAUCGGAAAACAGUGACGCCAUCAGUCACAACAAUAUCCGGUGGUUACAGUACGGGAUAUUCAACUACUCCACUCUACGAGGUGGCAACAGCUAAAUCACCAGCUGCGGCCAAAGGCAAGAUCAUCGUGAAGCUGAGCGAUCUGCAUCCUCUUCUUCUUGGCAAGAUCGGGGCACAAUGCACGUGCAAGGAAGAUCCCUACGCCAAUCUUCGUGGUCCCGGAAGAAAAUCUCUACGUAUCCCAUCCUCGAACGGUCCCGUGGACCUGGCCAAUUAUGAUGAAUCCGAAAUCUACGUUGACCUUGAAACUGACAAGGGCUUAGGAUUAAAUGGACCUGGCUUGACAGGCAACUACGUAUCCUCUACAGCAUCCCCAGUAGCAAUAUCCUCAUACAAGACACCAGUAACUGGAGUCUUUGGGGUCAGUCCCAACGACAACCAGGGUUACAAUCUACGUGGAAGACCUUCGACGACCUAUCUACCAGUAUCCUCGACCUCAUCGCCUAAGAUCCUCUUGACCAAGAACCGUGGAGGUCCUGCUGGGUCUUCAGGACCGUCAUACUCUUCCGGAAGUGAACUGGGAAGUUCACCAGCUUCAUCCAAUCGUGAAGAUAUUCCUCUUGGUCGAAGUGCUGGUGCUAGAGUGAAGUCUCCCAAGGCUCUAGGUCAGUUCGGAGCCAAUGGCAAUGCCGUGGGUCAGGCUGGCGCUGCUUUUGAUCGCUAUGGACCCGGUGGAUGGCGUGGGGUAGAUGAGACUCUUCAAGGUAGUACCGACUGCGCAAGACCAGGUCUCUUCCGGCAUCCCAAGUACUGUAACAAAUUCUACGCCUGCCACUGGGACGAAUGGAAGCAGAGGUUCACCCUUCACGUCUUCAACUGUCCCGUUCAUCUCAGCUUCGACAGCAAUGCUGGUGCCUGCAACUGGCCGAGCAAAGGACCCGCCUGUCAGGAUGACAAUCUCCUUGUCUAAGCGAUUAGAAAAAUCGGUAAAUCCUCCAAGCGAUCCUUGGUACCUACUUUCACUCGAACAUCUGACGAUCAUAAUGAUGAUCAUCCAAUUGGAUCGAUUGAUCGAUUGCUCAUCGACAUCCUGAAAUAAUAAAAUUGUAUUGGAGUUGGUUCGUGGGAGAAACAGUUGGCCAACUGGACUAUGAGACUGUUGAUGACCAGUUCGUAUAUGUAAAAAGUCAUCAAUUCUAAUGUGGUGAAAACCGAUCGGUACCGAUCAAUCAAUGUGGAUCGCCGGCGAGUCGAGAAUCCUGAUGUCAUCACUAUGUAAAUAAUCCGUUUUAUUAUCUCAAAAUUUUUUUGUACAUAUCGGAGGAGCGACGGUGAAAAUAUUACUGGAUAUUUUUUUUUAACCAAAAUUCAUUUUUCUAUCUUCACCGCCCUAUUGUAAAAUUCGUUAUCACUCGUGUAACGCAAUGAUGAUCCGCUAUGGGAAUCGUUCAUGGAUUUUGUAUAUAAUGACGAUGACGAUGAUAACAUGAAAAUCGUGUAACUUGAACUUUUACCAGGAUGCUCGGCGGAGCGCGAGCGCGAGAAUUUUUCAAAAUCUUUUUUUUUUCUUUAGACUUUAGAAAAGUCUAUAUUUUUUUUUGUUUAUUAUGAAUCUACCUGUAGAGUCAUUGUCAUUUUAUUUUUUCUGAAAUUUUUUUCUCACUAUUAUCACUCUUCCUCAAUGUCUCUCUGUUGGACUAUUAUUUAUUUAUACUUUAUCACUAGCAAGUAAGGACAAUCAGACGGCGAAAUUUGAAAGACACAAAAUCAGGACCAGAGAGAGGGAAGGCAAAAAUAAAAGAGUGGUAUACCAAGAGCAAUUUCCAAUGGCAUCGAGCAUCUUUGCAGCUGACAACUAGCUUAAACAAAAAAAUGAGGAAAAAAUCUCUUCUCUCGUUCCCAAAAAUUUUUGUUCGACAGCAUCGAUAAUCGAUCGGUCAAAAUCGAACUUCCGCUUGUAAUCCAAUUACUCGUGCCAUUUACCACUAUUGUAAUAUUAUUUCUGAAUAAAUAUGUAAAAAAAAA
This is a messenger RNA of Cephus cinctus (wheat stem sawfly), 9066 nucleotides long. Its product is annotated as mucin-19. Gene Ontology annotation, cellular component: extracellular region. The transcript has 10 exons. Gene Ontology annotation, biological process: carbohydrate metabolic process. Bases 674 to 8011 code for a protein of 2445 amino acids. The record is from RefSeq and is a predicted model, not a curated record. Lineage: Eukaryota; Metazoa; Arthropoda; Insecta; Hymenoptera; Cephidae. Gene Ontology annotation, molecular function: chitin binding.